CUCGACGCGCACAACCCGCGCCAUUGUACUUUGGCGAUUUCUUCUUUCCGUCCUGCAGCGUGCUGUUAAGGGAUAUACAAGCUUCAAGAUGUUUUCGUUACCCAUGAUCGCGCCGCGCCCAGAUGCCAGCCUCUGGCCUUCCCACCACACCACCCACGCCGCCUUUGAGGAUACCCACUCGCACUCUCCACCAGACACAUCUCAUGGCCACAACAGCCGGCGACCAACUUCGCACCACGGCCCACGUCGCCACCAGAACCAUCUCCUAUCCAGCCUGACUGCCGACGAAAACACAAUCGCGCAGCGCAAACUCAAUGUCCGCAGAUUCGGCGCGGGUUGGCUGCGUCCGCCUGGUGUCACCAAAACACUGCAAGCGAUUGACGACGAAAGGCUAGAGAAGGAGGAGCAAGAGAUGAUGCAGCGCAGAGAGCAAGUGAUGAUGGAUCUAGCAGCCGCACAGCAGGAUGCUGCAAACGAAGAGCAAAGGGAAAGAGGAGAAAUGGAAGAAGAUGCUGGGGAAGGAGAAGUAGAACGGGAUCUUGACGAUGAAGUUCCUGAGGCACAAAGCACACCCAGUGCAUCCGAAGUAUCGAGUGACGAAGAAUCAGAGGAGGAAGAGGAGGGAAGUGAAGUCAGUGGCGACGUCCAAGAAGAAAGCACUGUACCCUUCAAUGAGGAUAGUUUCAUAGAAGGCAGCAUGCUCGAAGCAGAAGUGUCUCAUAUGCUGGAGAUGGAAGAGGCGGAAAUGGCAGGCGUGUUGCAAGACGAACGCGAUCUCGAUGACGAUGUUCCUGAAGCUGGGAGCUACGAACACACGGAUUCUGAACUCGAAGAUGAUAGCGAUGUGGAUACCAGCGCUCUUCCACCUGGACUCAGCUCCGUGCGUUCGAGACGCUCAACAAGGCGCCGUUCAAGUGGACGUCGUAAUUCGAGUCGCAGAAGCUCGGGGCUGCCUGGUGGUAUGUUGUUUGGGGGUGGACAUCCUGCGGUUGGAAGGGUCAGUCUCGGGGUCGAUCUGGGAAAUGGAAGGAGUAGCUUUGGUAUGGACGGGAGUAGUUCAUUUCUUGAAGGUAGCUCUUUUCUGCGGAGUUCGCCGGCGGGGAAUGCUGCGGCCAAUAGGGGCAGCUUGAGAGAUAGGUUCUUGGGUGCUGCGAGAGGUGGUGGAGGCAGCAGCAGGAGGGCUUAAGAUUAGAUGUGGUAAUGAUUAUGAUUGUAUGAUAGAGAUACCCAGUAGCUCCACGAAGCCUAGAUACCUGUAUUGAAAGUGCUCGAAUGGUAAAGACGUGUUGGCGGUGUGUAUGUCUGGAGGCUUCAUCCUCACCUACGCUCGCUUCCAUCCAUCCAUCCAUCCUAAACAUGACCUCGAAAGUCCCCACAACCCCCAUGCCUAACCUACCAUCUGAUAGAAUGCCCUGCCGAGGAAGCUGCCUGCCUCGUCGUAAACCUCUGC
Messenger RNA from Alternaria alternata, 1450 nucleotides. RefSeq lists its product as hypothetical. The record is from RefSeq and is a predicted model, not a curated record. Gene Ontology annotation, cellular component: anaphase-promoting complex. Gene Ontology annotation, biological process: anaphase-promoting complex-dependent catabolic process. Lineage: Eukaryota; Fungi; Ascomycota; Dothideomycetes; Pleosporales; Pleosporaceae. Bases 89 to 1186 code for a protein of 365 amino acids. The transcript is spliced from 2 exons.